AUGUCUGACCAAAAAACAACCCUCAAUACUGGAAAUGGAGUGGCCGAGGCUGGUCCAACUGCGCCGACAACAGAUGGAGGCUGGGGUAAAAGCGGGACAGCCUCAUCGGAUAGUACUCCGUUGACGUCCGGUGAUGUUGGAGGCUGGGGACCUGCACCAGCUGCAUACAAGUCUACUGGAUGGGGUGAAAACCCGAAGUUUGACAUGGGAAAACCUAAACCCGACAGUCCCGCUACUACCACGACAUUCAGCGGCUGGGGCCAGAGUCCAACCGCAUCGAUUGGCAACGGCAACGAUACCAAAGUGAAGUCUAACAGCUCACCCGCCUCAGCACUUUCGCCAGACUCUAAGAGCGAAGAUGUUGAGGAAAUUGUGGAACGGGUAGACAAGCUCUCGACUGAUGAUGUUGAAGAUGAUGUGGGGCCCAUGAGGAGGCCUGGACUAGUGGAGUCCGAUGAAGUUGUCGAAGUGAAACUGGCAGAUCUUGAAGCCGAUGUGAACAACACACUAUAUUCGGGAGUUUCUACAUUUGAGGAUCUUGGAUUACAUCCAGAUCUUCUAAAGGGACUCUACGCUAUGGGAUUUCAACGUCCUUCCAAAAUUCAAGAGAAAGCGCUUCCUUUGCUAUUAGCCAACCCCCCAAAGAACAUGAUAGGACAAUCACAAUCCGGCACUGGAAAAACCGCGGCAUUUGUACUCACUAUGCUUAGUCGUGUUAACUUCGCUUUGAAUGCCCCUCAAGCGAUCUGUCUGGCUCCGGCCCGUGAGUUAGCUCGACAGAUCAUGGAUGCUGUAAAAGAAAUGGGAAAAUAUACACCUGUCACGACAGCGUUUGCCAUCAAAGAGUCAGUUUCACGCGGGGAUAAAAUCAAUGCACACAUCGUGGUUGGUACUACGGGCACAGUGAAUGACCUAGUCAGGCGGAGAGCGUUAGAUGUUACGAAUGUGAGGAUUUUCGUUCUCGAUGAAGCAGACAAUAUGUUGGACCAGAGUGGACUUGGCGAUCAAAGUAUUCGCGUGAAGAAUCAAAUGCCUCGUAACUGUCAAAUCGUAUUGUUCUCCGCAACAUUCCCAGAGAACGUUCGGAAUUUCGCGGUAAAAUUUGCCAAGAACGCUAAUAUGAUCUCACUGCGACAAGAGGAAUUGUCUGUAGAAGGAAUUAAGCAAUUCUACAUGGAUUGCCGUAAUGAGGAGCACAAGGUGGAGGUUCUGUGUGCUCUCUACGGGUUACUCACUAUUGGCCAGAGUAUUAUUUUCGUGCGGCGAAGGGAAGUCGCUGAAAAGCUGGGUAAAGCACUGAGCUCGCAAGGGCAUGUAUGCCUGGUCCUACACGGUGGUUUCGGACCUGAAGAGCGUGAUAAGGCAAUAGACGACUUCCGUGACGGGCGCUGCAAGGUCCUGAUCAGCACCAAUGUGAUAGCGCGGGGUAUCGAUAUUUUGCAAGUCAAUCUGGUAGUAAAUUACGAUAUGCCAUUGGACGCAAAUCGCCGCCCAGAUCCCGAGACCUACCUUCAUCGUAUCGGCCGUACUGGACGAUUUGGACGCAAGGGUGUGAGCAUUAACUUUGUGCAUAAUGAAGAGAGCUACAGGGAGAUGAAAGCAAUUGAGGCGCACUUCGGGCGAGAGAUUGUACGUGUACCAACGGAAAAUUACAUGGAAGUGGAAAAGAUCUUGAAGAAAGCAGUCAAAUGA
Spizellomyces punctatus DAOM BR117 is the source of this 1692-nucleotide messenger RNA. RefSeq lists its product as uncharacterized. Gene Ontology annotation, cellular component: cytoplasmic stress granule; nucleus. Gene Ontology annotation, biological process: poly(A)+ mRNA export from nucleus. The transcript is spliced from 4 exons. The record is from RefSeq and is a predicted model, not a curated record. NCBI's taxonomy places the organism in Eukaryota, Fungi, Chytridiomycota, Chytridiomycetes, Spizellomycetales, Spizellomycetaceae. Gene Ontology annotation, molecular function: RNA binding; RNA helicase activity; ATP binding. The coding region runs from base 1 to 1692 and encodes 563 amino acids.